GCCAUCGUCAUCAACGGCUCUGGCGAUUGUGAGAAAGAGGCUGUAUAUUUCUUUGUUCUGUGGCUGCUGCGCAUCUUUCGUAACAGACCGUCGGUUGAAGAGGGUGUCGGGUUCUCGAAGUUGUCAAAGAGAGAAUCUUCUAACUAACCUAACCGUCAGACGGCGUUGGGUGACGUAAACAUUACUGAGAUAACUUGGAGACUUAUUUUAAAGUGAAUCGAUACUUCUUCUUUGGAGUUAUUAUUGAUCUCCAUCCGCUCGUCCCGCGCGACAGGUGAUGUGACGGAUUCCUAGUUUGGGGGAGACCUUCACCUGGCUGAGCGCGCUGGGAAGGAAGGAUGCUGUAAAAGAGAGGCGGAGAGGAUUGCAGGAGACUAUAGAGACGAGAAGGAGUGGAUCAUCCAUUCGCCUGUGGAUUUGUGCUGUGUAGGCGAUCCCAUAACCAACUUUGUAUAAGCUACUAGGCUGUUUCUUAUUCAAGUACCCUAAAGACGUUAGUGGCAGAAUGCAGCAGCCAUCCACACAACAACCACCACAAACAACAACAGAUGUCAUGGACCCCACAGCUCAGUAUAUGAAGCGUCGGAGGACAGCGUUAUGGGUGACCAUCUCCCUGUUGUCUCUGUCUGUGGUGGUUCUGGUGGUGGGACUGGUCUCUGCCACCCGUACCGGGAACGUGGCUGUAGCUGGAUACUACCCUGGCAUCACCCUGAGUUUCGGAUCGUUCUUGGGGAUCGUUGGAAUUCAUUUGCUAGAGAAUCGCAGACCCAUGCUCAUGGCAGCCAUCAUCUUCAUCAGUAUGGGUGUCAUCGCUUCCUUCUUCUGUGCCAUCGUGGACGGAAUCAUCGCGGCUGAGUUCAUAGACAGGAGGCCGCUGCUGGAGGACAGGUGUGAGUUCUACGCCAGUGGAUCAGGGUACGCCUACGACAACUAUUAUACUAAGGUGAUGUGCAACUCCUUCAACAGUGAGUGUAAAGUGAGAGUGAAGAGCAACACCUGCUACUGCUGCGACCUGUUCAACUGUGAGAGUCCAGACUACCAUACCCAGUACUAUGAGUUCACUCUGUCUCCUCUCUGUCCCUCCAGUCCAGACUACCAUACCCAGUACUAUGAGUUCACUCUGUCUCCUCUCUGUCCCUCCAGUCCAGACUACCAUACCCAGUACUAUGAGUUCACUCUGUCUCCUCUCUGUCCCUCCAGUCCAGACUACCAUACCCAGUACUAUGAGUUCACUCUGUCUCCUCUCUGUCCCUCCAGUCCAGACUACCAUACCCAGUACUAUGAGUUCACUCUGUCUCCUCUCUGUCCCUCCAGUCCAGACUACCAUACCCAGUACUAUGAGUUCACUCUGUCUCCUCUCUGUCCCUCCAGUCCAGACUACCAUACCCAGUACUAUGAGUUCACUCUGUCUCCUCUCUGUCCCUCCAGUCCAGACUACCAUACCCAGUACUAUGAGUUCACUCUGUCUCCUCUCUGUCCCUCCAGUCCAGACUACCAUACCCAGUACUAUGAGUUCACUCUGUCUCCUCUCUGUCCCUCCAGUCCAGACUACCAUACCCAGUACUAUGAGUUCACUCUGUCUCCUCUCUGUCCCUCCAGUCCAGACUACCAUACCCAGUACUAUGAGUUCACUCUGUCUCCUCUCUGUCCCUCCAGUCCAGACUACCAUACCCAGUACUAUGAGUUCACGGGGGUGAGUAGCUGCUGGGAUGUGGUCCAUCUCUAUCGCCUGCUGUGGGCCUGUGUGACGCUCAACAUAAUGGGCCUGUUCCUGGGAAUCAUCACCGCUGCUAUACUGGGGGCUUACAAGGACCUGGCUCCUGCCCCCCAGAUGUCCCCCAGUCCAGCCCCACCCCCCCACAUCAUGUGUAACCCCACCCAGCACGUGGUGACCUAUGCUGGCUUCUGCCCCAACAGACAGGCCCUGCCCGCCUACCCCAACUACCCUGCUCUGCCCAUGCAGCACCACAGCAGUUACCAGGCCCCCUCCACCCCCCUGCCCGGCCUGGAGAUGACCAUGACCCCCUCCUCCCCGUCAGAGGAGAGCCAAAGCCAGCCCUCCUCCCAGGCCCCCAGCCAGCCCACCUCCCAGACUGGCCCCCAGGACCCUGGUCAGGGCUACAUGCUAACACCCAACGCCCCUGCACUCUACCCUGGCCCCGUCUACGGGCCCUCCGGCUUCGAGAAGCCCCCUCCUUAUGCAUGCUGAACGCCAACCCCCUCUGAACCCCGACCCAACAUUUAGCCUUUCACCUUUAGGGCAGGGUAAGAGAGGCUCAUGUUCAGAAACAACCCUUAGCCUCUGUCACCUGGUCAGCACAGACCUGAAUGAAUCAGCUGGCUGUGACAGCUUCCAUAUAUCCUUCCAAUUAAUCACAUGUGGCUUCCAUAUAACAAUAUCCUUCCAAUCAUUGCUUCUUAAUCCCAGCUAUCUGAUUCCUUCAGAUCUGCACACAACAACGUUAGGGAAUAAAAGGGGCUAGGAGACAAGGGACUAGGAGAGAUGGGGCUAGGGGGCAAGGGACUAGGAGACAUGGGGCUAGGAGACUAGGAGACAAGGGACUAGGAUAAGGGAUUAGGGCUUGUUUCUGGACUAGGCCAGAGAAUGUAGCGCAAGCAGGGUUGGGUAGGUUACUUUUAAAAUGUACCUGGAUUACUCAAACUCAGUAAGGUAAUCUGUUACUUUUACUGUUACAAUUAGAUUAGAGGCAUUAGAAGAAGAAACGCUGGCAAAUUACCAAUUGAACAACAUUUAUUGCAGGAUAAAUCAAUGGGAAGAGGUCUAGAAACAAUCCUUAGCCUCUCACCUGGUUAGCGGUUAGCGGUUAGCACAGACCUGAAGGAAUCAGAUGGAGUGACGGCUUCCAUAUACCCUUCCAGUCAUUGCUUCUUACCCAGCUAUCAGAUUCCUCCAGAUCUCCACACAACAACGAGCUAAGAAGUAGAAGGGACUAGGAAACUAGGGACUAGGAGAUAAGGGGCUAGGAGAAGGCGCUAGGGCGUGUUUUUGGACCAGGCCAGAGAAUGUAGCACAAGACACCUCACAGGCCGAUAAACCAUGACAGAGAGAAGGUCUCUGGAUUUUAAUAAUAAUAAUCUAUUAAUGUAGUGAUUGGUUUGAAGACGUUUUAAAUACCCUACUGGGUGGCCAAGAUGUUGGCAUGUUAUUCAUCAAUCUGUUAAUAGCAAUAUGGAAAUACUUAAAGCAUUGUUAUAAAAAACAUUGAUUGACCUAUUGUCUUUAUCGUGGAUGUCAUACAUAUUUACCUUUCAGACAGUUUCUGUCUAUAGACUUCCAGGCUGACUGUAGACAGUCUUUAUCUAACCAUCAUGUGCAAUUAUUCAACUGAACAAGUAGCUUUUAGAGUCUUCUAACUAUAUAGUGUAUAUAACAUAUGAUCUAAUAUACCACCAGACUAGUGAUCCCAGUAACUGAUAGACAUACUGCAUCUCCUAUAAUGGUUAUUGUCAGUCUUGUUUUAUCUUCAUAUAUAUA
Coregonus clupeaformis (lake whitefish) is the source of this 3496-nucleotide messenger RNA. RefSeq names its product transmembrane protein 255B-like. The transcript is spliced from 9 exons. The record is from RefSeq and is a predicted model, not a curated record. The coding region runs from base 506 to 2209 and encodes 567 amino acids. NCBI's taxonomy places the organism in Eukaryota, Metazoa, Chordata, Actinopteri, Salmoniformes, Salmonidae.